CAAAGGUUUCCAAAUAUUUCUGCAGAAGAAAUUGAUAGAAUCCACGGGAAUAUUCAUUCAGAUAACACAAUAAAGGCAACAAAAAGAUCAGUGAAGAUCUUUCAAGAUUGGAUAUCUAGCAAAGACGAUGUGAUUGAUUUGGAAAACGUAUCAAAAUCGACAUUGAAUGAAAAAUGGAAUCAGAUUUAUUUGGAGGCACGAUCAAUUGAGAGAGAACACUAUAAAUCCUCAACAUUUCAGAGAAUAAGACAUGGAAUAAAUUGUCAUCUUCAGAACAUAAGACAGGAUGACAUUGACAUUAUAUUUAUGGAAACCUUAAAUUAAAAUGCUACAAUUUGGGAG
Molecule: messenger RNA, 342 nt
Organism: Owenia fusiformis
Lineage: Eukaryota; Metazoa; Annelida; Polychaeta; Sabellida; Oweniidae
Source: the annotation of a GenBank genome assembly